CUCUCUAUAGAUUCCUUCAAAACCUCACCCUUCUAUUUUCUCUCUCUUACAUUUCAUUUUCACUUCACCUUCUUCUUCCAUCAGUUUUUUCUUUUCUCUCUAUCUUUUUCUCUCUCCUCUUUAGCGACGACUUUUUUUUGUGCGAUCGAUUGAAAAUGGCGAAGGAAGUUACUGGAGGUGAGUUUAUGCUGUUUGGUGUUCGUGUAGUGGUUGAUUCUAUGAGAAAGAGUGUUUCUCUUAACAACUUAUCUCAAUAUGAACAUCGUCUUGAUUCUUCUUCUUCUAACGACGUCGUUCCUACUGCUGCUGCUGGUUAUGCUUCUGCCGAUGAUGCUGCUGUUGUUACUCAUUCUUCCAAUACUACCGCCGUUGUCAGCCGCGAACGCAAACGAGGUGUUCCGUGGACGGAAGAUGAACAUAAGCUGUUUUUGCUUGGAUUGCAAAAAGUAGGAAAAGGAGAUUGGCGAGGAAUUUCUAGAAACUUCGUUAAAACACGAACGCCAACUCAAGUUGCUAGUCAUGCUCAGAAAUAUUAUCUUCGAAGGAGUAAUCUCAAUCGUCGUCGUCGUAGAUCUAGCCUUUUCGAUAUCACUACUGAUUCGGUUGCUGCAAGUCAAUCGAAUGAUCAACAAAUCGAUAACAAUGGAGUUUCUGAAUCUUCACCUAUACAACAAGUUUCACCUAAUUCAGAGAUCUCGAAUAUCAGAUUUUCAUCACCUACAGCUCCGAUCUAUCCUUCAACGACGUCGUACAAUCAUGAGACGAACCUUGUGAGAGUUUCUUCAACAAGUAGCAGUAACAGCACAUUAAUGGCGGAUUUCGAUCUGAAUAAGAAGGAAUCAUCAUCGUCAUUAUCACUCAACCUUUCUCUCUCUAUGACGUCAUCGGAUCUCGCGAAUUCGAGAAAUAUGGCGUUUAAGGUUAUGCAAGGGUUCAACAAUGGAGAUUGCAGUAUCAGUGUGGCUUGAAGGAUUACUGAGAUUUGAUAAUGGAGUAAUUAAAAUUAAUUAAAAAAAGUAAUAAUAACCUGGAAAUUAAAGAGGAUGAUUAAUCAAAUGUGGUUGAGAAUUAUUGCUAGUAGGUUUUUGAAUGGAUAAGUUUUAUUAUGAUAAGUAAUUAUCAUUAUGCUAAUUAAGGGAGGUAGUUCUAAUUCUAAUAUUGAACCUGAACUUUUUAAUUUUUUUUUUUUUGGUUCUUUUGUUAUUUUGUUGUCGCUGGUUGUUAUGUACAGACUGUAAAAUGUAAUGUUGCCUCUGGUUUCUUUAUAAUCUUUUGUAUUGUGUUGUUUUUA
Molecule: messenger RNA, 1291 nt
Organism: Beta vulgaris subsp. vulgaris (sugar beet)
Lineage: Eukaryota; Viridiplantae; Streptophyta; Magnoliopsida; Caryophyllales; Amaranthaceae
Product: transcription factor MYB1R1
Exons: 3
Coding region: 156-968 (270 amino acids)
Biological process (GO): response to gibberellin; response to ethylene; response to auxin
Molecular function (GO): DNA binding
Source: RefSeq, a predicted model, not a curated record